This is a messenger RNA of Vigna angularis (adzuki bean), 1011 nucleotides long. RefSeq lists its product as uncharacterized. The record is from RefSeq and is a predicted model, not a curated record. Lineage: Eukaryota; Viridiplantae; Streptophyta; Magnoliopsida; Fabales; Fabaceae. Bases 273 to 614 code for a protein of 113 amino acids. The transcript has 2 exons.
AACCAUAUUUUUGAGCUUGAUUACGGAAGAAAUGGAGAAUAUGCAUUUAGUGGUGAACUUGAAAAAAUGAGAUUGAAAAUCUCUUAUAAACUUCCUUUGAGUAUUAAGUUUGAUCCGGAUGAGUAUUUUAAUUAAUUAGUUAAUUGUUAAUUAUUUAAAAUGAAUAGAGAGAGACAAGAAAAGGUUUAAUUUAGAGAGGGGAAAAGCAUUGUCUUGUCGUGCCUAUGUGCAGAAGCUCAAAGCAUUGAACUCAUUCUCCUUGGGCAGCAUCAAUGGCGGCAGAAUCAUCUCGCAGAAACCCCAAACGUCCAUUUGUGGAAGAAGAUGAUGAAUUAAGCAAAAAACCACCUUCCAGCAGCACGCCCAUGAGAAGCUUGAGAGCUGCAACGUUGGAAGCAUUCAUGUCCAGUUGCAUCAAACAGCAGCAACGACAACACACACCGUCUUCAAGUCCAGCCGAAUUGGAUGCACAUGUUGAGAUGGGAGAGAAGUGGAAAGCUGACACAGACCUUGUUUAUUCCAGCAUGGGCAGCGAUGGUGUGCAGAACAUGCAAAAGUGUAAACAAAAUGGAGGGCCCCACAUGGCUUUAUCUGACAGAGAAGCAAAAGAGUGAUGGAAGAAAUUCAUUAAAGGUUGCUAAAGGGAGACAACAGCAUGGCAACCUGGCUAGAAACGCACGAGGCAGCACCAGAACGAGACUUGAGAAUUUGGCUUUAAAAGAGUGAGAGGUCGUGAGUGAGAGGGUUACGCUUGGGAGGAGGAGGCUCUCGGUUCUUCUCCUCCAAGUUCAGUAGAUUAGUUUUGAACUCCAGAUAAUGCAAUGUAGUGAGAUUGUUGUAUGAGAGUAGAGGUGCCGUGAGGUACUGUGAGGUGCAUAGGGAGUUCCAGCCGAGGAGAAGUCACGGCAGUAGGAGCUGUUGGUGAUUGGCACAGUAGACGUUUACCAAUUUGAGGUGUACGGUUCAAAUUUAAUUUUCUGUAUUGUAAUGAAUUUUAAUUUGAAUGAACAA